UUGUGUCCCAGGAUUCCGUGCGGCUGUCCUUUUCCGCCAUCUUUGUUAUCGUAUCUGGCAGGGGUUCCUGAACCUGUUUGUACAGAAUCAAAAUGCCCGGAAGAUUGUGGUGCAAGGCGAUCUUCGCCGGAUACAAGCGUGGGCUGAGGAACCAGCGUGAACACACAGCACUGCUGAAGGUAGAGGGAGUUUACACCCGCGACGAGGUCGAUUUCUACCUGGGCAAACGCUGUGCCUACGUCUACAAGGCAAAGAAGACCACAAUAACUCCUGGUGGCAAACCCAACAAAACUCGUGUCAUCUGGGGCAAAGUAACACGUGCUCACGGCAACAGCGGCAUGGUGCGCGCCAAGUUCAGCAGCAACCUGCCUUCCAAGGCCAUCGGGCACAGAGUACGCGUGAUGCUGUACCCAUCCCGUGUCUAACUGUUUUUUUGUAUGUACAUACAAUAAAAAUAUUGGCCACAG
Trichomycterus rosablanca is the source of this 467-nucleotide messenger RNA. It is a transcript of the gene rpl35a, whose product is annotated as ribosomal protein L35a. NCBI's taxonomy places the organism in Eukaryota, Metazoa, Chordata, Actinopteri, Siluriformes, Trichomycteridae. Gene Ontology annotation, molecular function: structural constituent of ribosome. Gene Ontology annotation, cellular component: ribosome; cytosolic large ribosomal subunit. The record is from RefSeq and is a predicted model, not a curated record. Gene Ontology annotation, biological process: ribosomal large subunit biogenesis; cytoplasmic translation. Bases 93 to 425 code for a protein of 110 amino acids. The transcript is spliced from 5 exons.